Molecule: messenger RNA, 1734 nt
Organism: Achroia grisella
Lineage: Eukaryota; Metazoa; Arthropoda; Insecta; Lepidoptera; Pyralidae
Gene: ChT
Product: high-affinity choline transporter 1
Exons: 9
Coding region: 115-1734 (539 amino acids)
Biological process (GO): transmembrane transport; acetylcholine biosynthetic process; choline transport
Cellular component (GO): plasma membrane
Molecular function (GO): choline:sodium symporter activity
Source: RefSeq, a predicted model, not a curated record
UGCACUUUGAAAUGACUGUGGUGAACAUUUGGGGUGCGUGAGAUUUUGGCGUCGUGACACCACGACAGAUAUACGUUUUCAAAUAAAUACAAGUGGGACAUACAAACAGUCAAGAUGAUCAACAUAGCGGGUGUGAUCUCCAUCAUCCUGUUCUACGUGCUGAUCUUGGCGGUGGGCAUAUGGGCGGGUCGGAAGAAGCCGCCAGGCAAUGAUUCUGAGGAGGAGGUUAUGUUGGCGGGACGCUCCAUAGGUCUCUUCGUGGGCAUCUUCACCAUGACUGCUACGUGGGUGGGAGGCGGCUACAUCAAUGGUACAGCGGAGGCGAUCUACACCUCAGGUCUGGUGUGGUGCCAAGCACCCUUCGGCUACGCCCUGUCCCUCGUUUUCGGUGGGAUAUUCUUCGCGAACCCAAUGCGCAAGCAGGGCUACGUGACGAUGCUGGACCCGCUGCAGGACUCGUUCGGCAGCCGCAUGGGCGGCCUGCUGUUUCUGCCUGCACUCUGCGGCGAGGUGUUCUGGGCUGCUGGCAUCCUUGCAGCACUUGGCGCUACACUGGCUGUCAUCAUCGACAUGGACCACCGCACCUCAGUCAUCUUCAGCGCAUGCGUAGCAGUGUUCUACACACUCUUCGGAGGGCUGUACUCCGUCGCGUACACAGAUGUCAUCCAGCUGUUCUGCAUAUUCAUAGGCCUCUGGAUGUGCAUUCCGUUCGCGUGGGCGAACCCUCACGUCAAACCGCUCAGUUCCAUGGAAGUGGACUGGAUAGGGAAAGUGGAUCCGGAGUACUACUGGUUCUAUGUGGAUUAUGGGCUGCUCCUGGUGUUUGGAGGAAUUCCGUGGCAGGUGUACUUCCAACGAGUGCUGAGCAGCAAGACAGCAGGCCGCGCGCAGGUGCUGUCGUACGUGGCUGCCAUUGGGUGCAUCUUCAUGGCAAUACCACCAGUCCUCAUCGGUGCCAUUGCGAAGGCCACUGGUAAUAUUGCCAUAUAUUACAAUAUGUGUUAUGGGAACGUGUACAAGCUGAUCUUCAGGCAGAACGCUUCCGAGAUGGAGAUAAUCUGGGUGAUGCGGGUCUCCAUCCUGGUGGUGGGGCUGCUGUCCACCGUCAUGGCGCUCACCAUCCCCUCCAUAUACGGCCUGUGGUCGAUGUGCUCGGACCUGGUCUACGUCAUCCUGUUUCCUCAACUGCUGAUGGUGGUCCACUUCAAGAAGCACUGCAACACGUACGGCUCUCUCGCUGCGUACAUCGUAGCUCUUGUGGUGAGGCUGUCCGGAGGCGAGAAGCUGUUGGGUCUACCAGCCCUCAUCCACUACCCUGGCUGGGACGCUGAGAACGAAGUGCAGCUGUUCCCGUUCAGGACCAUGGCGAUGGUGAUGUCUCUGUUCACGCUGGCCUUCAUAUCCUGGCUGUCUGUGUACCUAUUCAACUCUGGCUACCUGAGCCCCGAGUCUGACUACUUCAACUGUGUCGUGAACAUCCCUGAAGAUAUCCGACGUGUAGAUGAGCCCUCAGAGGCUGGAGAGCAGAUGUCCGUGCUGGGCGGCGUACCUGGCCGGCUGUACGGUGCAGCAUCCACACUAGUCGGUCCUGAUGAGAAGGCUGGCCGCAUCAACCCAGCCCUGGAGCCAGACGACGACGAUCUGGACGACCCCAACGAUGGCCCCACCCCAUUGUUCGGUAACAGUAGUGCCCCCCCGCCGGUCCAACCGUUCGGCAAACAAACGGCAUUCUGA